Lasiodiplodia theobromae is the source of this 825-nucleotide messenger RNA. RefSeq lists its product as uncharacterized. Bases 1 to 825 code for a protein of 274 amino acids. NCBI's taxonomy places the organism in Eukaryota, Fungi, Ascomycota, Dothideomycetes, Botryosphaeriales, Botryosphaeriaceae. The transcript is spliced from 3 exons. The record is from RefSeq and is a predicted model, not a curated record.
AUGGAUCCACUUACUCAGUCUCGACUGGGGUCCGUGUGGGCGAACGUGAGCCGACGAGAUUUUGAGAGAAACGUCGAUGAGCUUUACAACAAGGAAGUCGUUCCAGAGCCUAAUGACUAUACCGGUGAUGACCAAACGGUCAAUGGAGACGCGCACGACCCAUUGCCUAUUGACAUAGAACGUAAACUGGCGGAUUACUUCGCCUACAUCUCGGCAUACGAUGCUGGGGUUCAUCCCGUGACGGCUGCAACGAUCGAGUACUCGCUCGGGUCUCCAGGAAUCACGGUCCGGCUUGCCGCAAACAGCGGUGUCAAAGAUCAUGUCCGAAAGGCCAUAAUCGAUGUUCUAAUUGCACUCAAAGAGUGUAACAACAGAGCCUCGCAUCGUAGGAAAUGUGAAGAGAACAUUUUCGAUAUCGUCGUUCGGCUCAACCGGAACAAGAUAUAUUCACGACUCGGGUCAAAACAUUUUCGCAAACCAACGAAUGGCUACCCCCAAAAGAAGAAGAAAAGGGUGAUGAAGAAGAAAAAGAAGCAGAGUAGGGAGAAGGUGAACGGGCCUUUGAGCGUCUGCUUGAAGGAGGUGCUGAGGGAUGAGUUGCUGAAGGAGCAGACUCUCAACCGUCGGCGUGCUUUGACGGCACUGGCGGACGAAGUCAAUGAGUUCCACAAUGCUUUCGAGGUACUAGAAACGUCCGAGGAUCCAGAAUUGGUGGAAGCCAUUAAGAAACUCAUUAAGGAGGCCUGCUUGCUCCCAGUCAACAAUCUGCCCUUGGUCAACGACCUCGACCAGAAAAAAGAUUCGUCCAUGCCGAGAUCCAAUUGA